Molecule: messenger RNA, 852 nt
Organism: Fraxinus pennsylvanica
Lineage: Eukaryota; Viridiplantae; Streptophyta; Magnoliopsida; Lamiales; Oleaceae
Source: the annotation of a GenBank genome assembly
AUGUCUUUGAAGGAGAUUGUACCCGCUGGAAAUGGCGUAAAGGGAGACCCUUUUUCGGUGCCAUUGGCCACCCAUGAAGAUGUUGUCAAGGAUCCAACUCUCUUUUCAAGCACCCUCCGGACCUUCCAUUAUGCUAUGGGUACAAAAUUUAUGAUUCCUGUGAUUGGAGGGAAGGAUUUGAAUCUGCAUGUGUUAUAUAUUGAGGUUACGAAGAGGGGUGGUUACGACCAGGUUGUGACAGACAAGAAAUGGAGGGAAAUCAGUGUCUUCUUUGACUUCUCUCCAACAACUACUAGUGCCUCUUAUGCUUUGAGGAAACAUUAUUUCACUUUGCUUUUCGGUUAUGAACAAGCUUAUUUUUUCAGACAUCAACGUCCCGUUAUUGAUCCAUCAGGGCAUUCCACCUUCCAAGCCAUUGGAACAAUUGAGGGAAAAUUCGACUGCGGGUACUUGAUAUCUGUAAAACAUGGUGAAGAAAUUCUCAAUGGUGUGCUUUACCAUCCAGGCUCCUCUUCAACAUCCAUGCAGCAUCGCAAUACUGUAACAGUAGCAACGCAGCUUCAUGAUGAGCAUGGAAAGGGGAGGCAGAGGAGGCGGAGGAGGAGGCGGGGAGGAGAUUCCGGCAGGCCAAAGCCUAAUCGGAGUGGCUAUAACUUCUUCUUUGCAGAAAAGCAUUCCAUUCUUAAAUCUCUCUAUCCAAAUAGGGAGAGGGAGUUCACAAAAAUGAUCGCAGAAUCAUGGAACAAGCUCACUCCCGAAGAGAGAAUAGUUUACCAAAACCAUGGUUUAAAGGACAAGGAGAGGUACCACAAGGAAAUGGUGGAGUAUAAGGAGAGAAUGAAGAUUGAGUAG